CAGGUAACACAGUUCUUCCAUCGUCGCACACUGCUCCAUUGGAAUGCUCCAAAGGGUGGUUUCUUGAUCGUUGUUAUUAUUCAAUAUUAACGCAAGUCAGCAGACGAUAGUGGUAGUCAACUGAACCUGCAUGAACCUUUUCUAACCGACGGUGUUUGCUGCAUUGUUGGUGACUCAGAGGCGGGGAAUUUAGCUGCAGCUCGGUUGAAACUUCAAUUCAAGUGGACGUAAAGAGUGACCAUGGGCGAAUGGGUGUCCGCAGACGAGUUGGGGCAGGGCAGGGCGCAGUCGGCGCCCCCCUGGGACCCGGCCCGGGACGAGGAGCUGUGGGACCGGGUGGAGGGGGUACGGCACAAACUGACCCGGAUCCUGAACCCGGCCAAGCUGACCCCGUACCUGCGCCAGUGCAAGGUGAUCGACGAGCAGGAUGAGGAGGAGGUGCUGAACUCCACGCAGUACCCCCUGCGCAUGAGCAAAGCCGGCCGUCUGAUUGACAUCUUGCAUGGGCGGGGCCAGCGGGGUCUUCAAGCCUUCAUGGAGUCUCUGGAGUUCUACCACCCUGAGCAGUACACCCAGCUGACAGGCCAGAAGCCCACCCAGCGCUGCUCAAUCAUCCUGGACGAGGAGGGUCCGGAGGGCCUGACGCAGUUCCUCCUGCUGGAGGUGCGGAAGCUGCGGGAGCAGCUGCGCGGCACGCGGCUGUGUGAGCGGCGGCUGUCCCUGCGGUGCCGCGUGGCGGAGGACGAGCGCGGCCGCGCCGAGCGCAAGAUGCAGGAGCUGCGGCACGAGCGGCUGCAGCUGGAGAGGCUGCGUCAGGACUGGGAGGCCGGCAGCCGGGAGCUGGACCGGCUGAAGGAGAGGCACCUGGAGCAGGCGGUGAAGUACUCGCGCACCCUGGAGGAGCAGGCCCAGGCCUCCGCGCGCGAACGGGCGCUGCUGGCACAGGUGGAGCAGCUCAGGAACAAGCUUAAUGAGGCCGAGAGGCAGGUGGACAAGGGCCCCACCUUGGAGCCGACCGUCAAGACGGUCAGCCAGGUGGUGCUCCCUGCAAGCUGUACCCCCGCUGGCCAGCAGGAGGCACCACUGCACACUGACACACACCUCAGGGUCCACAAUGACACACAGGCUCUUUUGGAGAUCCUCCAGCAGGACCGCAAAGAGGCUGCGGAACAGAGGCAUGAGCUGUGCAGUACCAUCGCCAGACUGCAGGGGGAGGUGGAGAGCGUGGAAUCACACAGGGAUAAGGUGCAGGCCCACUGUGAGCAGCUGCAGCUGAAGGUUCAGACCCUGCAGCUGGACCUGGAGACAGAGCAGAAGAGAAGCAUGUCCUAUUUCAACCAGAUCAUGGAGCUGGAGAAGGAGCGCGAUCAGGCCCUGCGCAGCCGAGACGGCCUACAGCUGGAGUACACCGACUGCCUUCUGGAUAAGAACCAGCUGCGCAAGCGCAUCACCGAGCUGCAGGCCGCCGCAGAGCAGCUGCAGAGGGACCUGGAGAAGGAGAAGGAGAGCGGCAGGGACCGCAGCGCCCCCUGUCUGCACUGUUCUCACCUCUCUCUGGUCAGCGAGGAGCAGUGCUACGGUCCCUGCUGCUCCCUGGGGCUGUCCCUGUCGGAGAUCGGAGGGUGCGCUAGCCCUCGUUCGGACAGCUCACACGUGCUCCUGCGCAAGACUCCCUCUAGUGGCCAGAGGAGCGAUCGGUCUGGGGGAUCCUGCUACAAUUCAGAGGAGAAUCUCUUGACACCGAUGGAGGACAGUGAGAAGGACAUCAACAGACUCUCCUUGUUUCCGUUCCCUCCCUGUGUGAACUCUAUUAAUCGCAGAUGCAACACUGAGUUUGACAUGGACUCCUGGGGCAGUGAUGAGAAUCUGUCAGUGCCGAGUGAAUCCUCACUGUCGGAUUCCUGGAGCUCCCUGAACUCCCACCUCUUCCCCCCUGACCUGGUCAACCUGCCCCCCACCCCAAUACAAAAGCCUUCCCUCAGCAUAUUUGGCGUGGCGUCCCUCCCCCCAUCUCCGCCACCGAGCCGUGCCAGAAAGGGCAGCCUGGCCGACGACAUCAGCAUCGCCGGGGGCAACAGCACGGGGAUAUUCGUCAGCAGCGUGAGGGCGGGGUCUCCAGCGGAGCUGUGUGGCCUGAAGGAGGGCAGUGAGCUCCUGGAGCUGGAGCACGUGCUGUUUGGCGGGGGUGGCGUGCAGUUUGAACAGUGCACCACCGAGGUGGCUCAUUUCUCCCUGCAGUGGUGGACCGAACCCUCCUCCCUCAAACACCGGCUCAACACGGGGGCAUACUCCAGGCUGUGCGCUCAGCAGUCCUCUCCCUCUUUCUCGGGCUGUGACUCCUUUUACGUCCGGGUCAACAUGGACAUCGAGCCCCAGGGUGACCCGCCUUGCCUGGGCGUGCACUGCGAUGACAUCGUUCACGUGACGGACACGUUCUACAACGGGAAGUACCAGUGGCGCUGCGCCCGGGUCGACCCCCGCACCUCCAAGCCCCAGCAGGCCGGGGUCAUACCCAACUACAACAGGGCCCAGCAGUUGCUGUUGGUCCGGCUGCGCACUAUGGCUCUGGAGCAGAAAGGCACGAAGAAGAAGUUCUCCAAAAAGUGUCCCGUUCGGCUGGUGAAGGCGGUGUCGCCCUCCUGUCGAGGGAUUGGCUCCUCCCCCCAGGUCCUGUACACUCUCAGCCACCGACAUGAGGAGAACCUGAUCCCCUACAGUACGGUGCAGAAGGUCUCGGUGGCGUCCAGGAGACCCGUUAUCUUCUGCCCCUCACUGCUCUCCCACGGCCUGAUAAAGCAGCUGCUCCAGCCUGCAGAGUCUGCACUGACCUUCAACACCUGCCAACCAGAGCCCAUCAGUGCAGCAGACAGGAAGGACCGAAGAGUCUUCCCCCUGAACCCCUCCUCAUCAGACCAGGCCCAGGGUGUCCGCCUGGAGUUGAUCCAGGAGGCCAUAAGCCAGGAUAAGCACUGUCUGCUGGAGCUGGGUUUGGGCAGUGUGGAGGGGCUGCUGAGACAGGGGGUAUACCCCAUUGUCAUUCACAUCCGACCCAAGGAUAAAAAAGGCAGGAAGUUCAAGAAGCUGCUCUCCGGACGGAGUGAGGACGGUGUGAUGGAGCAGGUCUGUCAGGCAGAAGAGCUGCAGCUGGAGAAUCUGCCCAUGCUGCACCACACUGUGGAGCCCAGCUCCUGGAGCUGCACCGAGGAACUUCUGGGCGCCGUAUGCAGCGCCAUCCAGAGCCAGCAGAGGGCAGCACUGUGGGUGGAGCUGGAUAGGCAGCAGUAGAACUGACGGUUGUUCAUAAAGAAAGCUGUGUUUUAACAACUGCGAUGUUCUGGAGUGCUAAAGGCAGACUAUCUCGAUGUGUUGUCAGUUGUGUUGGCCAUCUUUGUUGUGGUUGCUGAUGAUGAGAGACUAAUUAAGUACCAGUUUCUAAUAAUUAAAUCUCUUGAGAAAAACCUGGAUAAAGUCCAGUAUAGCUAUGCUAUACAAAUAUGUAUUUUGUAGUAAUAGAGGACAUUUAGCAGUAUCUUUAUCAUGAGAACAGUUGUGUAUUUAAAUGUAUGUACUGUCUACUAUAUAUGCAUACACAGAGACACACACACACAUAUAUAUGUAUGUCUAUUAUGCUUUAUAGUUAUCGUGGCAUAUUAUUGACUUGAUAUGCGUUGGUUCUGUUCUCAGUUGGUUCUGGAACGAGCACACAUGCAUCGUUCUGGGGAUGUUUUCCAGCCAGGCGUCCUGUUUUUCAUAAAGCUUCGCACAAAUGCUUUGUGACCCGAAUGCAGACCAGGUCCUUCACAUUUCCUGAGAACAGUCCAUGCCAGGGGCAGCCAGUCUAUUGAGCUGGAGGGUCACCGUUCAGGAUCAGCGCGUAUUUAAAGGACAAUGCCUUUUCUUUAGAAAGAGCACACAUUUUCAGAGGGGACCAGAGACCAAGAAUCAUGUAGGUAUCAUUUGUGUGAGAGAGAUAGAGAGAAAGAGAUGUCAGAAACUAAAUAAUAGUUAGAUUCUCCAGUAUAUUAACAGUAUUAUGUAUAAUUCUGCGAGGACUUGGACACAAUAUUUAUUGAUGGGCCCAGAAGCAGUACCCAACUGUACCCAAUGAGCACAAAUUGUAGACUUGUAAUACUUCACUUGUACCCUAACUUCAAAUAAACUGUGAUUAUUGAAUAGUUACGGGGACCGUUCUGAAAUAAGCUGUCAGGAUAAUUCUGAUGCUAGUCUUGUAAAAUAAAAAAAUAAAAAGGCAAAGUAACCAUU
This is a messenger RNA of Conger conger (European conger), 4263 nucleotides long. Its product is annotated as caspase recruitment domain-containing protein 10. Gene Ontology annotation, molecular function: protein binding. Gene Ontology annotation, biological process: regulation of apoptotic process. The transcript is spliced from 24 exons. Lineage: Eukaryota; Metazoa; Chordata; Actinopteri; Anguilliformes; Congridae. The record is from RefSeq and is a predicted model, not a curated record. Bases 241 to 3285 code for a protein of 1014 amino acids.